Molecule: messenger RNA, 4080 nt
Organism: Neomonachus schauinslandi (Hawaiian monk seal)
Lineage: Eukaryota; Metazoa; Chordata; Mammalia; Carnivora; Phocidae
Gene: RPGR
Product: retinitis pigmentosa GTPase regulator
Exons: 14
Coding region: 16-4080 (1354 amino acids)
Biological process (GO): protein ubiquitination; ubiquitin-dependent protein catabolic process; visual perception
Cellular component (GO): photoreceptor outer segment
Molecular function (GO): ubiquitin protein ligase activity
Source: RefSeq, a predicted model, not a curated record
ACGCGGUAGUAGCCGAUGUCCGGGGUGUCGCUAUGGGGGCCCGGGGGGCUUCCGCGGCCCGCGUCGGGACUGAGGUGCUGCCAUAGGCCCCACCGAAUCGCCUUUGCCACCUUUCCGGUUCAGGCGCAGGCUCCCCGCACCGCCCUCAGCAUGGGGGAACCCGAGGAGGUGGUGCCCGGUUCGGGUGCUGUGUUUACAUUUGGAAAAACUAAAUUUGCUGAAAAUAUUCCCAGCAAAUUUUGGUUUAAAAAUGAUAUACCUACAUUUCUUUCAUGUGGAGAUGAACAUACUGCUAUUGUUACAGGAAAUAAUAAACUUUACAUGUUUGGCAGUAACAACUGGGGCCAGUUAGGAUUAGGAUCAAAGUCAACUGUUAACAAGCCAACAUGUGUCAAAGCUUUAAAACCUGAAAAGGUGAAAUUUGCUGCCUGUGGACGGAACCACACCCUAGUUUCAACAGAAGGAGGCAAAGUAUACGCAGCUGGAGGAAAUAAUGAAGGACAGCUGGGACUUGGUGACACUGACGAGAGAAACUCUUUUCAUCUAAUUAGUUUUUUUACUUCCCAGCAUAAGAUUAAGCAGCUCUCUGCUGGAUCCAAUACUUCAGCUGCACUAACUGAGGAUGGAGAGCUUUUUAUGUGGGGUGACAAUUCUGAAGGGCAAAUUGGUUUAAAAAAUAUAACUAAUGUGUGUGUCCCUCAACAAGUGACUGUUGGGAAACCUAUCUCCUGGAUCUCUUGUGGAUAUUACCAUUCAGCUUUUGUAACAACGGAGGGAGAACUGUACACAUUUGGAGAACCAGAGUGUGGGAAGUUAGGUCUUCCCAGUCAGCUGCUGGUCAAUCACAAAAUGCCCCAGCCGGUGCCUGGAAUUCCCGAGAAGGUGGUCCAAGUAGCUUGUGGUGGAGGGCACACCGUGGUUCUCACAGAGAAAGCCGUGUAUACCUUUGGGCUGGGACAGUUUGGUCAGCUGGGUCUUGGUACCUUUCGUUUUGAAACUUCGGUACCCAAAGUCAUUGAGCAUAUUAAGGAUCAGAAAAUAAGUUCUAUUUCCUGUGGAGAAAAUCACACAGCUCUGAUAACAGAUAUAGGUCUCAUGUAUACUUUUGGAGAUGGCCGCCAUGGAAAAUUAGGACUUGGACUGGAGAAUUUUACCAAUCAGUUCAUUCCCACUUUGUGCUCUAAUUUUUUGAGGUUUAUAGUUCAACUGGUGGCUUGUGGCGGGUGCCACAUGCUUGUUUUUGCCACUCCACGACUCGGUGGGACAGAAGAAAUGGAGUUAGAAGAAAUAAAUGAUUCUUACUUCCCUGCAGCACCUUCUCUGCCCCUCAGCGAUCUGAGCUCAGGAAAUGUACUGAACAGAACUCUGUCAGCACGUGUGCGGCGAAGAGAGAGGGAGAAAUCACCCGAUUCUUUUCAAAUGACACAAACUCUACCUCCAAUUGAAGGAACUUCUGUGCCACCAGUUUGCUUUUCCCCCAGGCCAGUUCCUUUCUGUAUGUCUGCAAGUAAGUGGCCAGGGAAAAUGAUACUUGAAAAGGAGGACCCCAUGCUGCCAGUGGAACCAGAUUAUUUCCAGGAUAAAAUGGCCAAAGGGAAAGAGGAAGACAAUUCUUCAGCAGCAGAUUCAGAAAGCCUUGGAGAAACUACUGAUGUCUUAAAUAUGACACAUAUGAUGAGCCUGAAUUCCAAUGAGAAGUCAUUAAAAUUAUCACCAAUUCAAAAACAAAAGAAACAAGAAACAAUUGAGAAACUGAAGCAGCGUACAGCUCACUCUGGACAUGAUGAUAGUAAAGGAUUUGCAAGUGACGAGAUGUCUAAAACAGUGAAAGAGGGGAAAGCCUAUAAACAACUUUUGGCCAAAGGAAUGUACAUGAUGCAAGCAGCUAUGACUAUGGAAGCAUUUUCAGAUGAGGACGUAGGUAAUGACUCGGGCCAGCCUGGGUCUCGGGCUGACACCCGUGCAGAGGGUGUGCAAAGAGAGCUAUUUAGACGUGAAAGUAAGCACUGUAUUUAUCCACCUGACAGUAAGGCAAUAGCAAAGGCAAGUGAUGGAGGCCAAAGACAGAAGGAUCCAGACGCAAAAGAAACAGUCUCUGAGAAGGAAACUGAGCUGACGGAAAUGGCAGAUCUGAAGGCUAGGAGACAAAGCGAAGAGAAUUUGAGAAAUAUUGAUAUGUUCUUUGACUUACCAAAUAGAGAUAUGAAUAUUGAGGAUGAAGACAGUAACGAUUUUGUUAAGGACAGUAAGAGGAAUAAGCGAGAUGUGAUUUUUGACAGCGAAAGAGAAUCUAUAGAGGAGACAGACAGUUACUUGGAAGGCAAAAGCGCAAGUCAGCAAGGUACCACUGACAGCUUCGAGCAGCCCGAGUCAGUAGAAUUUAGUAGUGGAGAGAAUGAGGAUGACGAAGUGGAAACCGAGCAAAACUUGUGGUAUAGCAGAAAAUUUCUCGAACAAGUACAUGAGGAAGAGGCUGAACACAAAAUAUCCAGAUUCAUGGCAAGAUAUGAUUUUAAGUGUGACCACUUGUCAGAGAUCCCCGAAGAGCAGGAAGGAGCAGAGGAUUCAGAAGGAAGUGGAAUAGAGGAGCAAGAGGUAGAGGCAAGUGAGGAAAAUGUGAAGGUGCCAGCAAGAAAACAGGAGGAGGAAAUAGACAUCCUGUCAGACGUCCUGACAGACAGAGCAGAGGUGAGUGAAGGCAAGGGAAAGGCAGGAGGUGGAGGUGAGGGAAUCCAGUGGGAGGGAAACUCAGGAGUGGAACAGAGGCAAAGUGAGGAGGAAGAAGAGGAGGAAGACAAGGGAGGAGGAGAAAUAGAGGGCCUGGGUAAGGGAGAGAAAGACCUAGAAGAGGAGGAGGGCCAGGAGCAAAGGGAGGGGGAACGAGGCCAUCAGGAAGAAAGAAACAAAGGGAUGGAGGAAGGAGAAGGGGAGGAGAAAAGAGAUGAGAAGGAAGGGGAGGGGGGGAGAGGAGGGGAAGAAGACAGGGAAGAGGAGGAGGAAGAAGGCAAGGAGGAGGGAGAAAGGAAAGAGGAAGAAGGACAAGAGGAAGGACAGGGAGAGGGGAGAGAAGAAGAGGAAGGAGAGGGGGAAGCGGAGGAGGAAGGAGAGGAAGAAGAAGAGGGGGAAGGGGAGGAAGGAGAGGGGGAAAUGGAGGAGGAAAGAGAGGGGGAAAGGACGAAAAGAGGAGGUGAAGGGGAGGAGGAAGGAGAGGGAGAAGAAGAGGGGGAAGGGGAGGAAGGAGAAGGAGAGGGGGAAGUGGAGGAGGAAGGAGAGGGAGAAGGGGAGGAAGGAGAGGGGGAAGAGGAAGGAGAGGGAGAAGGGGAGGAAGAAGAGGAAGAGGAAGGAGAGGGAGAGGGGGAAGUGGAGGAGGAAGGAGAGGGGGAAGGGAAGAAAAGAGAAGAUGAAGGGGAGGAGGAGGGAGAGGGAGAAGCAGAGAAAGAGGAGGAAGCAGAAGAGGAAGGAGAUGGGGAAGGGAAUGAAGGAGAAAGUGAAGGAGAGGAAGAAGGAGAGGGGGAAGAAGAAGAAGGAGAAGCGGGGGAAGCAGGGGAGGAGGAAGAAGAGGGGGAAGCAGGGGAGGAAGGAGAGGGGGAGGGAGAAGAGGAAGGAGAGGGAGAAGAGGUAGGGGAGGAAGAGGAAGAAGAGGGGGAGGGGGAAGGAGAGGGGGAGGAGGAAGAAAGAGAGGAGGAGGAGAAAGAAGGGGAGGGGGACCAGGAAGGAGAAGAGGAAGGGGAGGGUGAGGGGGAAGAAGCAGAGUGGGGAGUGAGGGAGAGGGAAGAGGAGGACACUGAGGAAGAAGAGGGGAAAUACGAGGAGACAGGAGAUGAAGAGAGUGAAAAGCAGGGAAGACCGGGUGAAGGAAAAGCGUCCAACAAAGCAAGCAAAAUCAGAGGAUCUGUGAAAUAUGACAAAGAUAAGGCAUACCCCCCAAAGUUUAUUACUAACACAGAGGGCAAAGGGAAAGAGCAUGAGGUACAGAGGUUCAAAAUGCCAGUGCGGUCAAAACAACUUUUAGAAAAUGGGCCACCAGGUUCCAAAAGAUUCUGGAAUAAUGUAUUACCACAUUAUCUAGAAUUGAAGUAA